This is a messenger RNA of Drosophila guanche, 2616 nucleotides long. Its product is annotated as pleckstrin homology domain-containing family F member 1 homolog. The record is from RefSeq and is a predicted model, not a curated record. The transcript is spliced from 2 exons. Gene Ontology annotation, molecular function: metal ion binding; phosphatidylinositol binding. Gene Ontology annotation, cellular component: early endosome. Lineage: Eukaryota; Metazoa; Arthropoda; Insecta; Diptera; Drosophilidae. The coding region runs from base 869 to 1804 and encodes 311 amino acids.
AAUAUGGUUCCGCAGAACCAGCUCACAUUUGCGUGCCUGCAGAAAUAAACUAACGUUUAAGUGUUUUGGGAAUGCCACUGUGCUUUCGACUGAGAAGUUUCGAGUUGUGUAGGACCCAAACAUAUCAACAGGCCCAGUGAAUGUUCUCAAAUUAUAUACAAACGCUCUAAAUCAUCAGAAAGUUACUUAAACGAACACGGAGUCAAGAUUGUUUUUGUUGUUAGUGGUGUGAGUGAGUCAUGGCAUUUUGGACGGCGUAGAAAAGGCAUUGUGCAUUGCAUAAAAAAAAAAGAGUGCAGGUAGCAUCUCCCCAGCCGCACACAACAGUUGAUCGGAUUCUGCGGCAAUGCGACCCCCCCGUCCAGUGUAGUCCAGACAGAGGAACAACACAAAUCGCACGGAAGGAUUUGCAACAGCUGCGCCCAUAUCUACACGCACGCACCCACACAGUCGCAGCAACAGCCUGUGUCACAUACUCUCGCACCCGUUCGCCCGCCUGCUCUCACACUCUCGCCCAACCACGCACUCACACAAGCAAUAGAAGCCGUCUGUCGUCACAGUUGAGUACUUUUCGGUUUUUUGUUGUUGUUUUAUGUUCAGCCACGGGCGGCAGCACUGAGUGGAGAAGCCACAGCAGCAGUCGCUAGUGGAGAGUGAAGAGUGGAGAGUGUCGCAACCAGUAAGACCAGGGAACCGAAGAAGCGGGAAGACUGUUAACACACAGCAAUAGAAAAUAUAGUGUUUGUUUGUUUCUGUGUGUGAGCGUGUGUGAGAGAGAGAGGGAGCGACGGAGCCCAGCCAGACCCAGAUAAACCCACUUUCGCCAGUCCGAAACCGAAGCGAGGCAACAGCAGCAGUCAGCACCACCAUGGUGGAUCGUCUUGUCAACUCGGAGGCCAACACGCGCCGCAUCGCCUCCGUGGAGAACUGCUUCGGUAGCUCCGGUGUACCGCUGGCCGUACCCGGCCGUGUGCUCGUGGGCGAAGGUGUGCUGACGAAGAUGUGCCGCAAGCGGCCAAAGUCACGCCAGUUCUUCCUGUUCAACGACAUCCUCGUGUACGGGAACAUUGUGAUCGGCAAGAAAAAGUACAACAAGCAGCACAUCAUGCCGCUGGAGGAGGUGUCGCUGGACUCGAUUGUGGAUAACCAGCAGUAUCGGAACGGCUGGUACAUACGCACCACCACCAAAUCGUUUGUGGUGUACGCGGCCACCAGCACCGAGAAGCAGGAGUGGAUGGCGCACAUCAACAAGUGUGUGGAGGAUUUGUUGCGCAAGAGCGGCAAGAAACCCGUGGAGAAUCACGCCGCCGUCUGGGUGCCGGACACGGACGCCAGCAUCUGUAUGCACUGCAAGAGGACGCAGUUCACCUUCAUCCAGCGCCGGCACCACUGCCGCAGCUGCGGCGCCGUUGUCUGCGCCGGCUGCUCCUCGAAGAAGUUCCUGCUGCCGCAGCAGAGCACGAAAUCGCUGCGCGUUUGCGAUGCUUGCUAUGAGCGUCUCAAGCAUGUGCCCAGCGGUGCGGGCGAGGAGUUGGCAGGCGCGGCCGCUGGCGGUGUCAAGCACAAUGCCAGCGGUCAUGGCCCGACGGGCGAUAGCUCCAACGAUGAGGACACUGACGAGGAGACGACCUCGCCGGGCGGUGAAUCGCACGACGAGCCGCGCUUCUACGGCGACAGCAGCGUGCUCUCCGCGGACGAUAGCCAAUCCACGAUAGCCACGCCACCAUCCUCAUCCUCAACGACGACGGUCAGUCCCAGCCAGAAUCCUGCCGUGGCCUCCUCAAUGACGGGCUCCCACUGUUGAGACAAACAGACGCACGGACAAAGGACGGAGCUGCAGACGGACAAACAUGAUCGAAUCACGAUUGGAUAACGGCAAGACGAACAACGCAAGCGAUGCGAGCAGGAGGAGAUCAAGGAAAUACGAAAGAUGACGGUAUUCAAGGCGCGUCCAAAUCCAUUUAAGUAGCCCCCAAAAAACACUUUAACCUGUCCAAAAUUUCGAUGUUAAGCUCCUUCCUCCCAACCCCCCAAAAUCCCCAAAAAAACCCACUUUCCGAAAUGUAAUCUGUAAUUUAGAGCAAGACUAGGCGGCGAUACGCGGGGCGGUGAGGAUUAUACAUAUGCAUACAUAUACAUACAUACAUUUAUUUUUGUACCAACCACGAAGAAGAUUGGAGAUCUGGUCAUCAAAGAGAAGGAAACAAUAAGAAGCGGCAGUCAGAAGGAAAUCAAAAAUUGAAAAAAUUAAAUGAUAUUUGAAUUCUGGGAAGCGGAAGCGGAAGCAUCCUUCUACCUACCAGGAGAUAUCUAAGAAGACGCUUGUCUAGAAUCACACCAAUUCACGAUAAACACGUACUAUCUAUAUAUAGUUUUUUUUUAUCAGAUUAACUCGAUUUGUCUCUAACAUUAUUUUAUACUUACAUUCGUUCAUUUAUAUAUUGUAUAUCUAUAGAAACAAGCAUUAAUUUUUUUUCGAUGGGAAGCCACCUCUAAUCGUACGUUCUCGGAUGGGAAGGAUAACUAUAUAAAUAUAUAUGUAUACCAUUAGGCAAUUUGCAAUUGCAAUCAUUAACUGUUUUCUAUUUGUAAUAAGUCGAAAGAAACAACAAAACA